AUGUCUGGAGGUGUUGAACUUGAUCUUGUUUGUGGAGAAAGUGAUGCCGAUGAAUUUUCAUCAUCAUCAAAAUCCAAACAAACUCGAAAUGUAUUCAUUGAAGAAGACCAAGUAUUUGCAAAUGAUGGUGUUGAUGAUGAUGAUGAAAUCGCAAUAAUAGAACCAGUAAAUUCUAAAACAUCAGAUGAAAAUCUAAUAACUCAAACAUCAAUUGAAAAUGAUUAUUCAAAUACAAUUGAAACUAUUUUCAGUGAUAAAACGAAAGACAAUUCUGAUUAUAAUGGUAAACGUCGAAAAACUGAAAAUUUAAAUGAAGAACUGAUUCAAAACGAAUCAAAUUGUAUUGAAAUGGACCCUUCCAGUGGUAGAACAAAACACGAAAAUGAUUCUAAUGGAAAUGAACAGCGUAAAGCAUCAAAUGCACCAACAUUAAUGAUAACAGUGAAAAAUGAAAUGGCUCAACCAAUUCGUGAACAGACAAUUCCAACAACUGAUUCUACUGAAACUGCUACACUUCGACAUAUAUUCAGUGAUGCUGCUUAUUAUUUAAUUAAAAGUGUUAAUGAAGAAAAUAUUGGAUUGGCUAAAGCUAAAGGUGUAUGGUCAACACCACCAGCAAAUGAACAUAAACUAAAUCGAGCUUUUCGAGAUCAUCGAAAUGUAAUUUUAAUUUUUUCUGUAGCUGAAAGUAAAGCGUUUCAAGGUUUUGCUCGUAUGUCAUGUGAAGCACGUCAUGAUAGUCAGCCUGUUAAUUGGGUAUUACCACCCGGCAUGAGUAAUCGUGCUUUUUCAGGUGUUAUUUAUAUUGAUUGGAUAACUUGUCGAAGUUUACCAUUUAGUAAAACAUCACAUUUGUUCAAUUCAUGGAAUGAGAACAAACCGGUUAAAAUAGGACGUGAUGGUCAGGAAAUUGAACCACGUUGUGCUGAAGCAUUAUGUCGUUUAUUUCCAUCCGAUCCAACCAUUGAUAUAAUGUCAAUAGCAACAAAAGCGAAAAAUAAUAAAAAGCGUUGUUCAUCUCGAUCGCAAUCACGUUCACCAUUAUCGACAAAUGUUUCUACAUUACUACCGAUAGAAACUUCUUCAUCAUUAAUAAUUAAACGUCAAAUAUCAAAAGAUCGUAAUCAUCAUCCGUUAUCAAAUAAUAAUAACAAUAAUAAUAAUAAUAAACAUCGACCAGCAUCAUCAGAUCUUUCAUCUCGUCAUCCACCAAAUCAUUAUCGUCAUCGAUCACCUUCAAAUCAUAUUCGUCAUAGACAUCAACAAUCAAGAAGUCGAGAACAUGAAACAAAAGAUAUAUCACGAAAACGACGGCGAUCAAGAUCAUCACAUUCCGAUCGUGGUGGUAACAAUAGUUCAAAUCGAAAACAUUUACAUCGUAAUAAUAAUGAUCAGUCAUCAUACAAUAAUACUAACAAAACGAUGACAAAGAUUAUUAGUAGUGGAACAUAUGAAGAAUAUAUGAAUCAUUUAGCUGCAACUCAUGCACAAUAUGGUGGAUUUAGUGCGGCUAUGUUUCCAUCUGGAGGUUAUCCUAUGGCUUAUGAUCCAGCUGCUUUUUAUCCAGUAGGAUAUGAUCAUCGUGGUAUGCCAAUAUCAAUGCAUGCAGGAGGUUAUGAAAUUCCAAUGGAUAUGUAUUAUCCUCAACCGACCACUUCGAUGCCAUCUCGUUCUCGAAAUUUAACUGAUUAUGAACAAGAAAUCAAUGCAUUUCUUCGUCAUACAACAGCCUCGUCUUCUUAUCAAAAUAAUGAUAAGAAUUUAAAAUCUCAUCGAAGUCAUCAUCAUCAUCGAAAUGAAGAUAACUAUCAUUAUAAACCUUCAUCUCGACAUCGUUCAAAAUCACGUGAACAUCGUCAUUAA
Molecule: messenger RNA, 1863 nt
Organism: Rotaria sp. Silwood2
Lineage: Eukaryota; Metazoa; Rotifera; Eurotatoria; Philodinida; Philodinidae
Source: the annotation of a GenBank genome assembly